Molecule: messenger RNA, 363 nt
Organism: Cooperia oncophora
Lineage: Eukaryota; Metazoa; Nematoda; Chromadorea; Rhabditida; Trichostrongylidae
Source: the annotation of a GenBank genome assembly
AUGACUGAGAAGGUUAAGGACGCCACCCCCGAAAACACCGAACACAAGGAGGAUAAAGAGGAGUCUGUGGAGCAAUGUGACGAAAUCAUGGAGGAGGAAGGUGACACCAAUGCCAAGGAGUCCCAGGAAUCUGAUGACUUGUUCGCCAGCCAUGGAGGAGAUCCUCGAUCACUUGAUUUGAACAGAUGCCUGCUUCUUUCGAAUCUGCCAUCUGUAUUCCUGAACGAUCCCUUUGAAGAAUUCAGCAACACCAUGCUUGAUUGGAUAGCCCAGGAUUUCAAGGUUGCUCGCGACGCUAUGGAGAAGAUCGUUCGCAUCGGGAAACUGCAAAGUGAUGCUGAGAAUCAGGUACAUUUUCUAUGA